Penicillium odoratum is the source of this 210-nucleotide messenger RNA. RefSeq lists its product as uncharacterized. The transcript has a single exon. Bases 1 to 210 code for a protein of 69 amino acids. The record is from RefSeq and is a predicted model, not a curated record. NCBI's taxonomy places the organism in Eukaryota, Fungi, Ascomycota, Eurotiomycetes, Eurotiales, Aspergillaceae.
AUGUGCCUAUCUGCGCUACCCUCGCCUUCCUUCAUCCCUCUGACCAGCUACCUGGUCAACCUCGACCUGAUCUCCCUGGAUUCUCCCUCGCAGAGAGCGCCUCCCGACCUCCUCGACGUGUUCACAGAUCCUGCACCGACUACAUCCGCCUUGGCCUUCGACCCCGCCGCAGGUGAGGUGAUUUGGCUAGGGGUCCCAGGUCCGUCCUGA